UUUCUCCCCAGGCCUCAGCCUCCGGACGGCCCUGCUAGCCGACCAUGGCGGCAGUGACCAUGACCGUGCCCGGGCAGAAGGGCGCCCUGAAGCCGAGCCCGGUGCCCGAGGCGGCCCAGCCUUACCUCUUCGCGCCCCGCGGGCCUGGCGCGGGGGGCGUGCACGGGUUCGAGGCGGCGGCGCUGCGGGACGAGACCGGCGAGGAGGCGGAGGUGGAGCUGGCCGAGAGCGGCCGGCGGCUGCGGCUGCCGCGGGACCAGAUCCAGCGCAUGAACCCGCCCAAGUUCAGCAAGGCCGAGGACAUGGCGGAGCUGACCUGCCUCAACGAGGCCUCGGUGCUGCACAACCUGCGGGAGAGAUACUACUCCGGCCUCAUCUACACGUAUUCCGGCCUCUUCUGCGUGGUCAUCAACCCCUACAAGCAGCUCCCCAUCUACACGGAGGCCAUCGUGGAGAUGUACCGGGGCAAGAAGCGCCACGAAGUGCCACCCCACGUGUACGCGGUGACCGAGGGGGCCUACCGGAGCAUGCUGCAGGAUCGUGAGGACCAGUCCAUUCUCUGCACCGGGGAGUCCGGAGCCGGGAAGACAGAGAACACCAAGAAGGUCAUCCAGUACCUGGCCCUCGUGGCAUCGUCGCCCAAGGGCAGGAAGGAGCCGGGUGUCCCCGCCUCCGCCAGCAACCUGUCUUAUGGUGAGCUGGAGCGGCAGCUCCUUCAGGCCAACCCCAUCCUGGAGGCCUUCGGCAACGCCAAGACUGUGAAGAACGACAACUCCUCGCGAUUUGGCAAGUUCAUCCGCAUCAACUUCGAUGUUGCCGGGUACAUCGUGGGUGCGAACAUCGAGACCUACCUGCUGGAGAAGUCUCGGGCCAUCCGCCAGGCCAAGGACGAGUGCAGCUUCCACAUCUUCUACCAGCUGCUGGGAGGCGCCAGCGAGCAGCUCAAGGGUGAGACCUGGGCCAUGAUGCGGAUGGUCUCUGCUGUGCUCCAGUUUGGCAACAUCGGCAUCAAGAAAGAAAGGAACACUGACCAAGCCUCCAUGCCUGACAACACAGCGAGCCUCGCGCGCAGUGGGGCCGCGGGUGGUGGUCGGCUGUUACUGCGGCGCCACCAGACGGUCUCUGUGCGCCCGGCCCUGCAGGCUGACUUCGCGCUGGAGGCUCUGGCCAAGGCCACCUACGAGCGCCUCUUCCGCUGGCUCGUCCUGCGCCUCAACCGCGCUCUGGACCGCAGCCCCCGCCAGGGGGCGUCCUUCCUGGGCAUCCUGGACAUCGCUGGCUUCGAGAUCUUCCAGCUGAACUCCUUCGAGCAGCUGUGCAUCAACUACACCAACGAGAAGCUGCAGCAGCUCUUCAACCACACCAUGUUCGUGCUGGAGCAGGAGGAGUACCAGCGGGAGGGCAUCCCCUGGACCUUCGUCGACUUCGGCCUCGACCUGCAGCCUUGCAUCGACCUCAUCGAGCGGCCGGCUAACCCCCCAGGACUCCUGGCUCUGCUGGAUGAGGAAUGCUGGUUCCCCAAGGCCACAGACAAGUCCUUCGUGGAGAAGGUGGCCCAGGAGCAGGGCGGCCACCCCAAGUUCCAGCGGCCACGCCAGUUGCGGGAUCAGGCCGAUUUCAGCGUCCUGCACUAUGCGGGCAAGGUUGACUACAAGGCCAAUGAGUGGCUGAUGAAAAACAUGGACCCUCUGAAUGACAGCGUCGCAACCCUGCUUCAUCAGAGCACCGACAAGCUCACGGCAGAGAUCUGGAAAGACGUGGAGGGCAUCGUGGGGCUGGAGCAGGUGAGCAGCCUGGGGGACGGCCCCCCCGGAGGCCGGCCCCGGCGCGGCAUGUUCCGCACGGUGGGGCAGCUCUACAAGGAGUCCCUGAGCCGCCUCAUGGCCACGCUCAGCAACACCAACCCCAGCUUCGUCCGCUGCAUCGUGCCCAACCACGAGAAGAGGGCUGGGAAGCUGGAGCCCAGGCUGGUGCUGGAGCAGCUGCGCUGCAAUGGGGUGCUGGAGGGCAUCCGCAUCUGCCGCCAGGGCUUCCCCAACCGCAUCCUCUUCCAGGAGUUCCGGCAGCGAUAUGAGAUCCUGACACCCAACGCCAUUCCCAAGGGCUUCAUGGACGGGAAGCAGGCCUGCGAGAAGAUGAUCCACGCCUUGGACCUGGAACCCAACCUCUACCGCGUGGGACAGAGCAAAGUCUUUUUCCGGGCGGGGGUGCUGGCCCAUCUGGAAGAGGAGCGAGACCUGAAGGUCACAGACAUCAUCGUGUCCUUCCAGGCAGCUGCUCGGGGAUACCUGGCUCGGAGAGCCUUCCAGAAGCGGCAGCAGCAGCAGAGUGCCCUGAGGGUGAUGCAGCGGAACUGUGCAGCUUACCUCAAGCUGAGACACUGGCAAUGGUGGCGCCUGUUCACCAAGGUGAAGCCACUGCUGCAGGUGACCCGGCAGGAUGAGGUGCUACAGGCGCGGGCUCAGGAGCUGCAGAAAGUGCAGGAACUGCAGCAGCAGAGCGCCCGGGAAGUGGGCGAGCUCCAGAGCAGGCUGGUACAGCUGGAGGAGGAGCGCACCCGCCUGGCAGACCAGCUGCGAGCAGAGGCAGAGCUGUGCGCCGAGGCCGAGGAGACGCGAGGGCGGCUGGCGGCCCGGAAGCAGGAGCUGGAGGUGGUGGUGUCGGAGCUGGAGGCCCGCGUGGGGGAGGAGGAGGAGUGCAGCCGCCAGCUGCAGACCGAGAAGAGGAGGCUGCAGCAGCAUAUACAGGAGCUGGAGACCCACCUGGAGGCUGAAGAGGGGGCUCGGCAGAAGCUGCAGCUGGAGAAGGUGACCACGGAGGCCAAGAUGAAGAAGUAUGAGGAAGAUCUGCUCCUCUUGGAAGACCAGAACGCCAAGCUGAGCAAGGAGCGGAAGAUGCUGGAGGAGCGUCUGUCCGAGUGCUCGUCCCAGGCGGCCGAGGAGGAGGAGAAGAUCAAGAGCCUCAAUAAACUUCGGCUCAAAUACGAGGCCACCAUCGCGGACAUGGAGGACCGCCUGCGGAAGGAGGAGAAGGGCCGCCAGGAGCUGGAGAAGCUGAAGCGGCGCCUGGACGGCGAGAGCUCGGAGCUGCAGGAGCAGAUGGCCGAGCAGCAGCAGCGGGCUGAGGACCUGCGGACCCAGCUGGGCCGCAAGGAGGAGGAGCUGCAGGCGGCCUUGGCCAGGGCAGAGGAGGAAGGUGGGGCCCGGGCCCUCCUGCUCAAAUCCCUGCGGGAGACACAAGCAGGACUGGCCGAAGCCCAGGAGGACCUGGAGGCCGAGCGCCUGGCCAGGGCGAAGGCGGAGAAGCAGCGCCGGGACCUGGGCGAGGAGCUGGAGGCUCUGCGGGGUGAGCUGGAGGACACGCUGGACUCCACCAACGCUCAGCAGGAGCUCCGGUCCAAGAGGGAACAGGAGGUGACAGAGUUGAAGAAGGCUCUGGAGGAGGAGGCACGUGUUCAUGAGGUGGCUGUGCAGGAGCUGAGGCAGCGCCAUGGCCAGGCCCUGGGAGAGCUGGCCGAGCAGCUGGAGCAGGCCCGAAGGGGCAAGGGCGCGUGGGAGAAGACGCGGCUGGCGCUGGAGGCCGAGGUCUCGGAGCUGCGGGCGGAGCUGAGCAGCAUGCAGACUGCGCGCCAGGAGGGCGAGCAGCGGAGGCGCCGCCUGGAGUUGCAGCUGCAGGAGGUGCAGGGCCGGGCCGGAGAUGGGGAACGGGCCCGAGCGGAGGCCGCCGAGAAGCUGCAGCGAGCCCAGACGGAGCUGGACAACGUGUCGGGGGCGCUGAGCGAGGCCGAGUCCAGGGCCAUCAGGCUGAGCAAGGAGCUCAGCAGCGCGGAGGCCCAGCUGCAUGACUCCCAGGAACUCCUGCAGGAGGAGACCAGGGCGAAGCUGGCCCUGGGGGCCCGGGCACGAAACCUGGAGGCUGAGGCCGCGGGGCUUCGCGAGCAGCUGGAGGAAGAGGCCGCAGCGCGGGAGCGGGCCGGCCGGGAGCUGCUGACGGCCCAGGCGCAGCUCUCAGAGUGGCGCCGGCGCCAGGAGGAAGAGGCCGGGGCCCUGGAGACCAGUGAGGAGGCGCGGCGCCGGGCUGCCCGCGAGGCUGAGGCCCUGACCCAGCGCCUGGCGGAAAAGGCCGAGGUGGUGGAGCGGCUGGAGCAGGGCCGCCGGCGGCUGCAGCAGGAGCUGGACGACGCCACCAUGGACCUGGAGCAGCAGCGGCAGCUCGUGACCUCGCUGGAGAAGAAGCAGCGCAAGUUCGACCAGCUUCUGGCAGAGGAGAAGUCUGCCGUGCUGCGGGCAGUGGAGGAGCGUGAGCGGGCCGAGGCGGAGGGCAGGGAGCGCGAGGCUCGGACCCUGUCACUGACCCGGGCGCUGGAGGAGGAGCGGGAAGCGCGCGAGGAGCUAGAGCGGCAGAACCGGGCCCUGCGGGCUGAGCUGGAGGAACUGCUGAGCAGCAAGGAUGAUGUGGGCAAGAGUGUGCACGAGCUGGAACGAGCCCGCAGGGUGGCCGAACAGACAGCCAGCGACCUGCGGACGCAGGUGACAGAGCUGGAGGACGAGCUCACCGCCACAGAGGACGCUAAGCUGCGCCUGGAGGUGACGGUGCAGGCCCUCAAGGCCCAGCACGAGCGGGACCUGCAAGGCCACGAUGAGGCCGGGGAGGAGCGACGGCGGCAGCUGGCCAAGCAGGUAGGCGGGGCCGUCAGCCAGCUGGAUGAGGAAACACGAGAGCGGACGCGCAAGCCUGGGGGCGCCAGUCCCAGGCUGAGGAGCCCGCUUGGGCGCAUGGGGGAGGGGCCUACCUGCCGCGUCCCUUCCCAGGCCCAGUUGAAGGAGCUGUGGCGGGAGGUGGAGGAGAUGCGCACCAUUCGGGAGGAGGCCUACACCCAGAACAAGGAGAGCGAGAAGCGAUUCAAGGUCUUGGAGGCCGAGGUGCUGCGGCUGCAGGAGGAACUGGAGGCCUCGGACCGCGCCCGCCGGCAGGCCCUGCAGGAGCGGGAUGAGAUGGCUGAUGAGGUGGCCAACGGCAACCUGAGCCGGACUGCAAUUCUGGAGGAGAAGCGGCAGCUGGAGGGGCGCCUGGGGCAGCUGGAGGAGGAGCUGGAGGAGGAGCAGAGCAACACGGAGCUGCUGAAUGACCGCCACAACAAGCUGGUCCUCCAGGUGGAGUCUCUGACCACAGAGCUGUCGGCCGAGCGCAGCUUCUCGUCCAAGGCAGAGAGUGGACGGCAGCAGCUGGAGCGGCAAAUCCAGGAACUCCGGGGGCGGCUGGGUGAGGAGGAUGCUGGGGCCCGGGCCCGGCAGAAGAUGGUCAUUGCUGCCCUUGAGUCUAAGCUGGCCCAGGCUGAGGAGCAGCUGGAGCAGGAGACCAGGGAGCGCAUCCUCUCCGGCAAGCUGGUGCGCAGGGCUGAGAAGCGGCUUAAGGAGGUGGUGGUGCAGGUGGAAGAGGAGCGGAGGGUGGCCGACCAGCUCCGGGACCAGCUGGAGAAGGGAAACCUUCGAAUCAAACAGAUGAAGAGGCAGCUGGAGGAGGCUGAAGAGGAAGCUUCCAGGGCCCAGGCCGGCCGCAGGAGGCUGCAGCGGGAGUUGGAGGAUGCCACAGAGUCUGCUGAGUCCAUGAACCGGGAGGUGACGACGCUGAGGAACCGGCUCCGGCGCGUCCCGCUCACCUUCACCACCCGCACGGUGCGCCAAGUCUUCCGGCUGGAGGAGGGCGUGGGCUCGGACGAAGAGGCGGAGGAGGCGGAGCCUGGGUCCGGGCCCCCCCAGGAACGCGAGGGGCCUCCCGCUGCCCAGCCCCAGUGACCUUCCCCCCGCCAGCCCCCUCCCCAGCCACCCAGCCCCGCCCUCCCUGGCCCCAGGGGCACCUGUCCUAGGAAACCGCCCUCUGGCUUCUCGCACUUUGGAGAUGGUGUCACUCUCUGGCACCGUAGCACUUAUCAGCCCCACGGGGGGCACCUGAGCCCCCUAAACAGAGGUGCUGGCCAGCAGGGAAGCAAGGACUGGGACUCUCGCUUGGGAGGAAAUUGGGGUGUCGUUCACCAGCUGUGGUCCCAUCUGGCUCCCCAUCCUUCCUUCAGUUGUUAAUGAUCUUUAUUAGGAAGGGAGCACGCCUCCCCACCCCCAAUCAUGGAGUCAGUCUCCACCAGCCCCGCCCCGCGCGCGUGUGAGCGAGGCGCCCUCGCCGAGGGGCAGACCCGCCAGCCCCGCCCCGCCCCCGCUGCUCUGCCCUACCUACCCGUUGCACUUGUGUGAUCACCAUUGAUUUGGAGUUUCCGGGAGCGGUCGGAGGAGUACCCCUUAACUCCCAUCCUCCAGGCUCUGGCCGCAAUAAAGUCCAACCCAGACGGGCUCCCCCUG
This is a messenger RNA of Condylura cristata (star-nosed mole), 6350 nucleotides long. It is a transcript of the gene MYH14, whose product is annotated as myosin, heavy chain 14, non-muscle. Gene Ontology annotation, molecular function: ATP binding; protein binding; cytoskeletal motor activity. Bases 45 to 5795 code for a protein of 1916 amino acids. Lineage: Eukaryota; Metazoa; Chordata; Mammalia; Eulipotyphla; Talpidae. The transcript has 41 exons. The record is from RefSeq and is a predicted model, not a curated record. Gene Ontology annotation, cellular component: myosin complex.